AGAACACGCGAAAGAGGAAACAAAUGAAAAUGGCUUCCUUUGCUUGUAAUGUGUUACAACAAUUGCGGCGUUACUAGUAAUUAGUUGAAAGUAGGUGUUUCAAGUGCGUGGGGGAAUCAAAAAAAGUUAAAUAAAUGAGAAAAUUAGAUGCCAAAGAGCCCUGGGGGGCUGAAAGAUUAGAAGCUGAAUUGGAAGCUGCUCGUGAUGGUCUCAGAGGCUUAGAUCGGAAUAUUCGUAAAAUUCUAGGCCGAGAUGUUCCGGACGGUGAAAAUACAAUACAACCGCCAACUAGAAUUCAACAAAAACGACCACUACAGGAGGAUCGCAGACGCUCAGCACUGGACUUUUCUAAUACAAAUAAUGAAACACCAGGGGCUAAACGCCGUUGGCAAGCACCACCGGGAGAACCAAAAACUGUUUUUAGUCGCUUAAGUGCACGAGUGCCUUCAAAUGCAGAUGACAGUGCAGAUGAAGAUGAUACUGCUAUUAAGCCAGCAGUAUCUUCAAGAGUAAUAGCAACCCCACGAGAAGUGCCAUCUCGUCAGGAAGUAAUCAGACGUGAGCGGGUGGAUGAACGCAGCCGCCAAAGAAACAAACGUAUGUUUGGGGCACUUCUUGGUACUCUACAAAAAUUUCGUCAAGAGGAAACAAAGCUGAAAGCAAAAGAGGAUAAGAAAGCAGAAGUUGAAGCAAGAGUUGAAGAAGCUGGUAGAAGGGAAAAGGAGGAGUUAAGAAAAGAACGACAGCAACUCUUUCUGUCUCGAAAACGUCAGCUAGCUGAAGUACGAGCUCUGGAAGCAAAACUGGCACGUAGUAAGCAAUUCCAAGAAUGGCGUGCUGUGCAGUUACCGCUUGCUUCGUUCAUACGAACUCGUUCUCAGCCGUCUAUAUAUUAUUUACCAAAGCGUCCCCAUCCUCGAACAGAUAUUCUAUUAGCACAGUCUGCCAAGGAACUUCAUGAGGAAGUUGAGAGAAGAGAAAAAGCUCUGGUAGAAGAGCUUGAAUUGAUAGAAGUGCAAGUGGGCCUUGCAAAACAUCAGCAAAACGAUAAUAAUGUUGUUCAGAACACUCAAGAAGAAGUGCCACGGUCUGUAGAAGAGGGCGAAGAAAAUCGGGAUCCUAAUCCCGAGGUCAACAUAGUAGAAAAUCUAAAAAUUGAAGUGGCUCUGCCGCCCACAAUGCUUUUGACUCCUCCGACAGAGUCCCCAAAAAUUGAACCCGAGGAGUCGGUCCCUAUAACUACUGACUUGGCGAAGGAGGAAGAAGUGCAGGAGAAACAGGAAGAUCAUCAGGAACAGGAGGAUAAAGAUGAUCACGAAGAUCAGGUUCAAGAGGAUGAGAAUAAUGGCUAGCAUUAAUUGUUGAUAUUUUUUUCUCCUUCCUUGUGUAUAUAUUGACAUUGUACAUGGUGUCUCCGAACAAUGAUGGAAAAUCAAUUUGCAGUGGUUAUCUCAUAAGUAAAACUUAUUCCACUGUUUUUAUAUGGUAUUGCAUUGUGAAUUUCAUCCAUCUGUGAAUUUCACGUUCGAUUACAUACCAUAACGUAUCUCUGCGACUUUCACAUAUAAAACAGUCCUCAAUAUUGUUAUAAACAUUGAAAUACGUUUUCAUUAUUCAUACGAACAUUAUUUUAAAUACGUAAUCAAUCUUAGUAGUAUUGAUUGAUUGAUAAUUCUAUGAUUGGCUACCAAUCCUUUUGAAUAUUUGUCUUGUCUUUAUAAAGACUAUAGUUAUAAAGUUAUAGAAAACUAAUUCAGUCAUCGUGGUUUAUUAAUUAUGAAUUUCCAUAUUAGGAUAUAAUGUUCCCCAUUGAAAGAGUCAUUCAAGCUUAUGAGAAAACUAUAAAAAUUUCCAAUUUUCAUCGUUACGGGUCACCGUGUAUAAUAAAAAUCUUGAUAAUUUUACGAAUAUCUGUUAAUCGUAAGAGUUCCAAAUUCCUAUCGAAGUACUUAACUCACUGUACAAUCGACAUUCUAUCGAUAGUAUUGUAAGUUUGUACUGACGGCAAGUAAAACGUACAAAAAAAUGUUGCAAUUCUUCUUAUGAAAAUGACACGUUGUUUAAACCCAAACCAGUGGCUAUUCAUUUGAUUUCCACUGCGUUCGAAUGUAUCUAACCGAUUUUUAUACAGUGCAACCAAUAUAAUAUAGUAGCAUUAUGGUGAAUAUAAAUGGCAUCAAGAGGAAUAUUGCAAAUUUACAAGGUUUCGGAAGUAAGUACAGAAACCAUUCGGCGCAGUUUAUCACUUAUUUUUAUACCCUAUUUGUAACACUUCAUUCUAGCAAGUAUCACACCUAAAUGACCAAUUCGCAUAUCCAUAUUUAAAUAAAAACAAAUUAACUGAACUUAGGAACAGAUUUCACUCAUAAAAAAAUCCGUUUUCUUAUUUGUUCAAUGAAAGUGACUAUAUUUUUUUAAAUAUCUUGUGGACAUCUAUCAAUUCAAUGAAUUAUGACACACUCCAUACAACGUUAAUUCUAUGGCCUUAUUUACACCGUGCGUAUGAAGCUCUGUCUGUCUCAGCGUCUUAUGGGAAUGAACUGAGUAGGGAUAGUCAGUACACGUAGUGUAAACUAGACAUAUGUAUUCUAAAAGAUAUAGGAAUCUUAGUUAUUAUUAAAAUAAUUUUAAUAACAAAAUGAAAAACUUAAUAUUUAAAAGACAAAGCCUCCUAAUGUAAAGAAGGAUAAUUUUCAGAAACUAGAAAUAAAGAAAUGACAUAAGUUGAGAA
Cephus cinctus (wheat stem sawfly) is the source of this 2731-nucleotide messenger RNA. It is a transcript of the gene Pnn, whose product is annotated as pinin. The record is from RefSeq and is a predicted model, not a curated record. Gene Ontology annotation, cellular component: catalytic step 2 spliceosome. The coding region runs from base 135 to 1352 and encodes 405 amino acids. The transcript has 5 exons. NCBI's taxonomy places the organism in Eukaryota, Metazoa, Arthropoda, Insecta, Hymenoptera, Cephidae.